This is a messenger RNA of Raphanus sativus (radish), 1545 nucleotides long. RefSeq names its product protein FAR1-RELATED SEQUENCE 5-like. The coding region runs from base 1 to 1545 and encodes 514 amino acids. Gene Ontology annotation, molecular function: zinc ion binding. The transcript has a single exon. The record is from RefSeq and is a predicted model, not a curated record. NCBI's taxonomy places the organism in Eukaryota, Viridiplantae, Streptophyta, Magnoliopsida, Brassicales, Brassicaceae.
AUGGUCGAUAGAGCUGCAUUUGCUGAAUGCUAUCAUUAUAUCACUAAAAAGUCUGAUCGUAACCGAUUGGUGGUAAGAUGUUCGCAGCCUAACUGUAAAUGGGGAUUACGAGCUGCAAGGAUUGGUGAGACUGAAAUUUUCUCCAUUAGAAGCUACACGAAGAUGCAUACAUGCUUACGGAGUAGCCAAAGUAACAGCAACGAUAAGAGAAGAGGGUCUGCAGAACUAGUGUCAGCAUUUUUGAUUGAGCAAUAUCCAGGAGACAUUGAAACUCCAACUCCGAAAGUGAUUACGGGUCUCGUUAAGUUCCAUCUUGGUGUCAUGAUAUCGUAUUCUACAGCGUUGCAUGGGAAGAAUCUGGCGGCUUGUGAACGACGUGGUAGUCCAGAAGAUAGCUACAAGAUGAUGAAUUGCCAUUUGCACAUGGUAGAGCAAGUGAAUCCGGGAACAAAAACCUGUUUGAAACUGGAUGAGGCAGGUAAAUUCAAGUACCUGUUCAUAGCCUUGGGAGCUUGCAUUGAAGGAUUCACAGUAAUGAGGAAAGUGAUAAUCGUUGACGCGACAUGGCUUAAGAACGGAUAUGGGGGUGUUCUUGUUUUCGCAAAAGCUCAAGAUCCUAAUCUUCACCAUUAUCCACUUGCGUUUGCAGUGCUAGACGGAGAGAAUCAUGCUAGCUGGACUUGGUUUUUCGAGAACCUAAAAAGAGCUAUACCAGACUCUUCAGAACUGGUUUUCAUGACUGACAGAAAUCAGAGCCUGAUCUUCGCUAUAGGAAACUUGUAUCCACAGGCUCACCAUGGUCAUUGUUUAUGGCAUUUGAAGGAAAAUGUGAAAGGGCAUGCUUGCAACGUCAACAGAGAUGUAGUCGGGCAUAGAUUCAUGGAGCUGGGCAAAUAUUACACGGUGGCUGACUUCAACGCUGCUUACGAGUCAUUUAAGAGAAGAUAUCCUUCGGCUUGGCAGUAUGUGGAGGAGCACACCGAGAAAGACAAAUGGGCUAGAGUUUUUUUUUCACGUGACAGGUACAACUUGGACACAAGCAACAGUGUGGAAUCAAUGAACAAUGUGUUUAAAGAGGCAAGGAGGUGGGCUUUAAUACCAAUGCUGGAUUGUAUCAUCAGGACAUUCUCUGAUUGGUUUAAUCAACAUCGGAAGGAUGCUGCUUCUGGGUCGCUCGAAACGAAACUGGUGCCUCUUGUUGAGAACUACUUGCACGAUCUAUGGGCUGUUGCACGAACGCUGCCUGUGCGGGAGCUUAAUAGUUACGAGCUUGAAUACGAGAUCACCGGCAAUGAUGGAAAUAUGUAUUUGGCAAGCUUGGUUACAAAAUCAUGUUCUUGUAAGGUGUGGGACUAUGAGAAGUUUCCUUGUAUGCACGGACUGGCUGCUUACAUAUAUUACACAAAUGACGUUGAUGGCGGCGUUGGCAGGCGCCGUGAUAUCCACAUUGUAUAUCAUGAGCUCUGCUCCCGAUACUACUGGACAGAAAUGUGGGCAUUAGCAUAUUCAAGGAUGCUUUAUGUAGUUCCAGACAGGUCUUCGUGA